This is a messenger RNA of Stegastes partitus (bicolor damselfish), 2415 nucleotides long. RefSeq names its product leucine rich repeats and transmembrane domains 1 (gene lrtm1). Bases 315 to 1442 code for a protein of 375 amino acids. Lineage: Eukaryota; Metazoa; Chordata; Actinopteri; Pomacentridae. The transcript has 4 exons. The record is from RefSeq and is a predicted model, not a curated record. Gene Ontology annotation, molecular function: protein binding.
UUUCCCAACUCCAGUGAUUCCCAGACUGGCUGCCUGGCAGUGAGCUCUGUGCUCUGAUCUGCCCGCUCUGAUGGGGUUUCAUGCCCUCGUAAGCGUUGUUGGGGAUCCUGAGGGCAACACAGGUUCUGGCUGUUGAGCUCGUCCUCGCUAAUUCUCAUCUAUUGACCAUAUCAGCCUGCACAGAUGAGAGUCAGGACCAGCUAAUCUCAGCCUUACUGACAGCUAAUGGAUCAUCAACCAAUGACAGUGGCUACAAUCCAUAAAGGGAGCUAAAAGAACACUGAACGCAAGCGGCCCAAAGACGACUGGCAGAUAUGAGAGUGAUACUGGUGUGUGCUCUCCUCUCCCCCCUGUCUCUGUCACAUGCCUGUCCGAAGGAGUGUAGCUGCAACAGCAACACCAAAGUCGUAGACUGUCGGGGUCGAGGCCUAUAUGAUAUCCCUCGACGACUGCAUCCAGACACCCAAGAACUGUAUCUCCAAGACAACCGUAUCAGGGGGCUGGGAUCGAUGGCUUUCAGGGAAAUACCCCUUGUCCGCAUUCUUGACCUAUCUAAUAACUCUAUAACAUCUAUUUCGCCGACCGCUCUGCUCGGUCUGAGGACUCUGCAGCGCCUCAGCUUGGCCGACAACAGCCUGAGAGAGCUUGACAAACGGUUGCUCGGACCUAUCCGCUCGCUUUCACACCUCGACCUCUCGCACAACAGCCUGUGGGGUUUGCCCGGAGCCAUGGGGGACAGUUUGAGGAACCUCAGCCACCUGGGGCUCGCGCACAACAGGCUAACAAGAUUGGACCGCUCCCUUUUGGAGGCCCUGACUCACUUGGACAGCCUCACACUACGAGGCAACCCCUGGAGGUGUGACUGCCAGCUCAUAGGCCUCAAACUCUGGCUGGAGACCUAUCUCUUUAAAGGCGGAGGGGUUGAUGAAGUGCUUUGCUCCCAGCCAGAAGAAAUGAAGGACAGAGACCUGCAGAAAAUCCCUUACCAGCUCUUCCAUGCCUGUAUGACUACAAGCUACCAUUACCUGUUUGCUAACAUACACCACCUGGAGUCUGAGAGGCUACUGCGAGGCCACACCCAUGGCAACCAUGCUCAUCCCUCCAGCCACACUCUCCACGUCCCCAUGGCGAUGGGGGAGGGUUUUGGAGGUGGCGGGGGAGGAGGAGGAGGAGGAGCAGGGGGCAUGACAGAGUGUGAAACCAAGCAGAAGCAACGGCCUGUCAACUUGCGCCACGCUAUUGCCACGGUGAUCAUCACCGGUGUGGUGUGUGGGAUCGUGUGUCUGAUGAUGCUGGCUGCAGCAGUGUAUGGAUGCGCCUACGCUGCUAUCAUGGCCAAAUAUCAGCGGGAGUUAAAGAAGAACGAGGAGUUGGCAGCAGCGCGGGGAGCGGAUCAUGCCACAGCAGAUGAGAAGGAACCACUGGAGAAUGCUAUCGCCUAGGAGACGAUAAUACUAACCCUGGACUUCAAACUUGGGCCUCAACCCUUUAACCUACUCGUCUCUGGAUGCCAUGUGUGUGCAUGUAUGUUUGAGAAAAGAAAAAAAAAAAGAAGAAAGAGCGAGAGAGAGAGAGAGUGAGAUUAUUUAUUUUUGUGUACGUUCACUUCAUUUCUGAGACUUGGGUAGCUAAAUUUCACAGGUAUUUGACUAUGCACUGAUGAGAAGAUUAUCUUCUGCUGUAUGCGGGUUUGAGGGGCAGGCCAAAGAAUUCAAACAUAUAAAUUUGAUUUUGUCUGAGACAUGCAUAUCAAAGAUAGGAACAAAUUGCUAUAUAUUUAUAAUUGUGUACUUGUAGGUAUAAUAGUAAAGCUCUGGUAUUUAUAAAAUGGAUUUUAGAAGUUGGUUGUUGUCCAUAUUUUUGAGUCUGUUUUUGACGUAAUUUUGAAAACUCAUAGUAGGCAGCUGAUGUCAGUUUUGUCCUAAGUUGUUCGUAUCAUUGAUGUGAGCGUAUGAGAACAAGAGUGAGACUGUUUAUGUCAGUGUUUCAUCUGUGCUUGAGCGUGCGUGCGAAGAUGUAUACUGUGAGCACAUAUUACAGAGAAUUAUGCGUCUGUGCCUAAAAACGUUACAUAGCUUUGAGAAGGAAAUAUGUUUUCUUAUAGGAUAUUUUUCUGACGACUGAACUGAAAAUGGGAGAUUCGUUGAAGCAAUAAUGAAACAAACUAAAAUGAAAACAACAACAACAAAACCCGGACUCAGCCUUGUUGUUUUUCUAUGACUUUAAAGGUUCAUCAGUCUGAGUUAUCAUCCUGCUGUGCAGCACCACACCCACACACACACACACACAAACUUUUAGAACUACAGUUUUUGAGAUCAGUGAAGUCUUGUUUGUUAGUGAGUUAAUGCUGAUUACAUAAUGGUAGUCAUGUCCUUCAAUAUGUAUUAUAUAAAAUAAAAGAAAUAUUUUACCUGA